Messenger RNA from Peniophora sp. CBMAI 1063, 624 nucleotides. The record is from the annotation of a GenBank genome assembly. NCBI's taxonomy places the organism in Eukaryota, Fungi, Basidiomycota, Agaricomycetes, Russulales, Peniophoraceae.
AUGCCACGCUUCGAGCCAGGCUUUUCUGCUGCAAACAUCGAGGGUGUGGCCGCGUACCUCAAGAAACUUGACUACAACGGACCACUUGCGUUUGGAUGGGAUGAUACCGAGCUUCAGCAAGGGGUGACGGUGAUGCAACAAACACCGGAGUUCUGUGUCGUUGUUGGCGGGGCAGCCGGUCCGGUGGAGGUACGGAACGAGGGAGAUAUCGAGUCUAUGGUACGCGCUCUUGAUCCCAAAACGAAGCUCGCGACAAAGAUGCGUGCAUGGCUUAUCGCCAUUCCCUUGAUUGGCAUCCCACCCAUCCUUGUCGCUCUUUCUGCACGCGAGGGAAAUGUGAGUGCCGGGCAACUCUUCGCCAUGCACCAGAAGCUGAUCGACCUGAUGCACGUCCACGGCAUACACCCGGUGUUGCUGAGUUCAGACGGCACGGAGACAGAGCGGUCACUUCAGCGCAUGAUCCACGAUUCCGCCACCGACUACUUCGAGUUCAAGAUCAAUGGCCCCGCUAUACUGGAUGGACUGAAAGUAACCGCAAGUUUAUGGAAAUUCCCGUUGAAUGCAAGUAAGCAAAUCCACAACUCCUUACUUGCUCUACAGCUAGACUGUCAGGGGUCAAUAUGA